UUUGAUGAUGCUGAUCCUAGAUGUUCAUGUUGAUGUCUCCCCCAAAGCUCAAAGCUUAAAUUGGCCAAAGUAGAUGGCUUUGUGGCCAAGACAGGUCAUAGCCAUAGCCAUGGGAUCUGGGAACAUUCCAGGCUUUGCCGGGGCCAGUUGAUCGUUGACGCUUUCAACAGGAUGUUUGGGGUGAAUUGGGUGACAGGUCCACUCCAGCCAACACAAGAUGCUGUCCGCACUUAUGACCUGUCCGCACAAGGUUUGCCGAGAAACAGUGGAAAAACUGAUGAGACCUUAGGACCUAGGAGAGGAGCUUAUGAAAUGCUCAUGAGGUCAUUCUUUGGGUCACAGAGACACCCCCGCGGAUGUUGCUCAUGGCGGAAAAAAAAAACAAAAAACAGACGGCACAGGGUGCGGUGCAGAUGUUGGGUCACACGGUGUUUGUUUCUGGAGUGUUUUGAGCCGAAAGACAUUGGUUCAAGCCAUGACAGAUUCCAGUCCUCAAGUGCAGCCCAUGACGACCCCACCUCAGCUGGGCUCUCGAGUCAUCUCCUUGGGCGAAAGUGAGGAGCGCGUGAUGAGCCCCGUGUUCGUGGAGCCAGUGCAGAUGCAUUGCACAGGCGAUAAGGUGGUGAAGGCCACGGCCAAGUCCACCCGGAGGCUCACGAAGAUUGCUGGCCUCGCGCUGUUCGUGAUCAUCUUCCUCUUUUCCUUUCUUGGAUGGCCCAGCAAUGUCAUUGAGGAUGAGACGAUCCACAAAAAGAUUCUGGCAGUGCUCUUCUUGACCGGGAUCCUCAUGGUAGCGCUAGAGGAUGUGCUGAGACUGGACAAGAGUGCGAUCAUGUUGGUCCUAUCCUCCGUGAUGUGGACCUAUCACGCGGCUUCGCGGCACCCGACGCACUCCUUGGAGGGCCAUGAGACCUUCGACCUGGAGCUGGGCAAGGGAUUGGAGGACGUGGGGAAGGUGAUCCUAUUCCUUCUGCCAGCCAUGUGCUUAGUGGAAUCCAUUGAUCACAUGAAGGGCUUCGCAGUGGUCACGCGCUUCAUAGUGCGAUGCACCAGAGAGAAGCCUGGACGCUUGAUGCCCAUCGUUUGCGUUUUGGCCUUCUUCUUGAGUUCAGUCAUCGACAACUUGACCGCCACCAUUGUUUGCAUCAAAAUCCUUCAGAGAGUGGUGCCACACAACCAGGACUGGCGCCAUUCCUGUGGAGGCUUGGUGGUCGUCGCAGCCAAUGCAGGUGGAGCAUGGAGUCCGAUUGGUGACGUGACGACCACCAUGCUUUGGGUGCAGCAGAAGAUCUCGACCGCAGGCAUUGUGGUGUGGCUCUUCUUGCCUUCCUUUGUGGCUGGAGUGGUGCCUCUCUUCGGCAUUUGGUGGCAGGCCAAACGUUGCGCACCGAAACACGAAGGGGAAGCACCGCCGAUCAACCCACCAGUGGCCAGCAGGAAUAGCAAGAUUGUGCUCUCAGUGGGCAUUCUAUGCAUCCUUAUGGUGCCGGUGGUGAAGAUGGUCACCGGGUUACCGCCCUACCUCGGAAUGAUGAUGGCCUUGGGUGUUUUCUGGCUGGUGUCAGAGAUCGGCGACUUGGCGUCGGGCGAGGAGGAGGAUGAGGAGACUGGUCGGUUGGACGAGGUGGUCCCGGUCAAGGAGGGCGUCCCUGCAGCGUUGAGGAACGUCGACCUGAGCAGCUUGCUGUUCUUCACAGGUGUGCUCAUGGGCGUAUCAGCCUUGGAGUCGGCUGAGGUGUUGGCGAACUAUUCGGAGUUCAUGCGACGAGUCACCAAGGGCAGCGACAUGCUCCUGGCAGUGCUCAUAGGUGUGAGCUCGGCAGUGGUGGACAAUGUGCCACUGGUGCAGGCGUCCAUCGAGAUGUUUGACGACAACAUGGACAGCCCCCUUUGGCAGCUAUUGAGCGCUGGCACAGGCGGCUCGAUGUUGGCUGUGGGAAGCGUCGCAGGUGUGACCCUCAUGGGCUUGGAGAAGGUGGGCUUCCUGUGGUACAUGAAGAGGAUCUCCCCAUGGGCUGCACUUGGCUUUAUUUUGGGCCUGGUCACUUACCAGCUCCAACGGAUGAUCGCAUCUGGAACGCUGAGCUGAAAGCUGAGGGAACGGCAUGGUGGCCAAAUCCCAUAUAUUUUAUAAUUUAUUCUUCCCAGGUGGAUCCGGUAGUCAUUUAGAUUUGGAGGGUUCGGAGGUUGGGGC
Messenger RNA from Durusdinium trenchii, 2194 nucleotides. The record is from the annotation of a GenBank genome assembly. NCBI's taxonomy places the organism in Eukaryota, Dinophyceae, Suessiales, Symbiodiniaceae.